Messenger RNA from Lymnaea stagnalis (great pond snail), 20878 nucleotides. The record is from the annotation of a GenBank genome assembly. NCBI's taxonomy places the organism in Eukaryota, Metazoa, Mollusca, Gastropoda, Lymnaeidae.
AGACAGACAGGAUACAGCAGACGGACAUGAUAAGGCAGCCAAGACUAGGCAGGGAUACAAAACAGUCACUUAGUAGUUGGGUAUCUAUAAUAAAUUACUCGAGGAAAAGAAGCAAUCCGAUCAAGUGUAGGGGAAUUUCUGAUAUAUAAGAAAUGUUGUGUCUGAUAUAUUUGUGGUGAAAAACUAAGAUAAUCAUUUGUGUUUUCAAAACAAAAUGAUUAUCAAAUAUAUUUUUCAAAGCCACUUUACACUCUUCACAGUUGAUAGCGAACAUACUUGAAUUGUGAUAGACACACACUUGAAUUGUGAUAGACAACACACUUGAAUUGUGAUCGACAACAUCCUUGAAUUGUGAUAGACAACACACUUGAAUUGUGAUAGACAACACACUUGAAUUGUGAUAGACAACACACUUGAAUUGUGAUAGCCAACACACUUGAAUUGUGAUAGACAACACACUUGAAUUGUGAUAGUCAGCACACUUGAAUUGUGAUAGACAACACACUUAAACUGUGAGUAUGUAGCAGAUUUAGUUCAAAAUAAUGUUCUUUUUCAUGCCAGACAUUCUGAAAUAUUUGAUCAUAGUUGAUUCUAAUUUUUUGUCUGCAAUAAUGAUUGUGUUUAAGGAUUUAAGCAGACAAUCUCUGGGCUUUUGUUUAAUGAUUUAAGCAAUCUCUGGGCUUUUGUUUAAGGAUUUAAGCAGACAAUCUCUGGGCUUUUGUUUAAUGACUUAAGUGUGUGUCUGUGAAAAAAUGUUGACUGCAGACCUAUUCAGUGUAUUUACAUGGGUUGUUUUUUAAAUUUUAUUGACAUGAGUUGUCUGUUCAUUGUAUUUACAUGAGUUGUCUGUUCAUCGUAUUUACAUGUAUUGUCUGUUCCUCGUAUUAACAUGAGUUGUCUGUUCAUCGUAUUUACAUGGAUUGUCUGUUCAUCGUAUUUACAUGAGUUAUCUGUUCAUCGUAUUUACAUGGGUUGUCUGUUCAUCGUAUUUACAUGGAUUGUCUGUUCAUUGUAUUUACAUGGAUAGUCUGUUUAUAAUAUUUACAUGGAUUGUCUGUUCAUUUUAUUGACAUGAGUUGUCUGUUCAUUGUAUUGACAUGAGUUGUCUGUUCAUAAUAUUUACAUGGAUUGUCUGUUCAUUGUAUUGACAUGAGUUGUCUGUUCAUUGUAUUGACAUGAGUUGUCUGUUCAUUGUAUUUACAUGGAUAGUCUGUUCAUAAUAUUUACAUGGAUUGUCUGUUCAUUGUAUUUACAUGAGUUGUCUGUUCAUUGUAUUGACAUGAGUUGUCUGUUCAUUGUAUUGGCAUGAGUUGUCUGUUCAUUGUAUUGACAUGAGUUGUCUGUUCAUUGUAUUGACAUGAGUUGUAUGUUCAUUGUAUUGACAUGAGUUGUCUGUUCAUUGUAUUGACAUGAGUUGUCUGUUCAUUGUUUGUUGUUAAGAUAAUGUGAUGUUCCUCGUGCGGCGGAAAAAAAUCCAUUAUCUACUCUCUAUCCAAGACUAAUCCAUUAUCUACUCUCUAUCCAAGACUAAUCCAUUAUCUACUCUCUAUCCAAGACUAAUCCAUUAUCUACUCUCUAUCCAAGACUAAUCCAUUAUCUACUGUCUAUCCAAGACUAAUCCAUUAUCUACUCUCUAUCCAAGACUAAUCCAUUAUCUACUCUCUAUCCAAGACUAAUCCAUUAUCUACCGUCUGUCCAAGACUAAUCCAUUACCUACUGUCCACCCAAGACUAAUCCAUUAUCUACUGUCUAUCCAAGACUAAUCCUUUAUCUACUGUCUAUCCAAGACUAAUCCAUUAUCUACUGUCUAUUCAAGACUAAUCCAUUACCUACUGUCUAUACAAGACUAAUCCAUUAUCUACCGUCUAUCCAAGACUAAUCCAUUACCCUGUUGUCUAUCAUAGACUAAUUGAUUAUCUGCUGUCUAUCCAAGACUAAUAGAUAAUCUACCGUCUAUCCAAGACUAAUCCAUUACCUACUGACUAUCAUAGACUAAUCCAUUAACUACAGUCUAUACAAGAAUAUUCCAUUAUCUACCGUCUAUCCAAGACUAAUCCAUUACAUACUGUGUAUCAUAGCCUAAUAUAUUAUCUACUGUCUAUCCAAGACAAAGCUAAUAAUGCUAAGUCUCAGAUGAAUAUUUUUUUAAACAUAUAAUGUUGAUGUCAAGAUGUUAUCCUUAUUAUUUCACCAGUGACCCCUUUAGUAGCCCCGGCAACCCCUUUAGUAGCCCCAGCGACCGCUUUAGUAGCCCCAGCAACCCCUUUAGUAGCCCCAGCGACCCAUUUAGUAACCCCAGCGACCCCUUUAGUAGCCAAAGCGGCCCCUUUAGUAGCCCCAGCGACCGCUUUAGUAGCCCCAGCGACCCCUUUAGUAACCCCAUCGUCCCCCCCCCCCGAAACCAACCGAGCGUGUCACCCUCCCAUCGUCCCCCCUGUGACCGCCCACUUUGAGACCAACUGACUGCUCUGUGUAUUGACCUAAUGCAUUAUCCGAUUGGCCCAAAUCGAGCCAAUGGGACGUCCUUGUGGUAGGCAGUAACACCUUUCGCAACAACAAAUAACAGGGAACAUGAGCAGUGACCCAGAACCUGAAGGGUGACCCAGAAAAUCAUUGAUCCACGGUCAUCAGAGCACACCUGUUUGUGUGCAAGUUAACAAUGAGAACCAGGAGUGUUGCAGUAGUGGCAGUGGUGGCAGUCUUGGCAGUGGUGGCAGUGGUGGCAGUGGUGGUAGGGGUGGCAGUGUUGAAAGGGGUGGCAGUGUUUGUAGUGGUGGCAGUGGUUUCAGUGUUGGAAGGGGCGGCAGUGUUUAUAUGACUCAUCGGCUGGUCGAGUUAUUCUCAAACAAGGUUUAGUUUUGUCUUGUGUUGAGUUUUUGUGUUGGAAAACUGACAGGCAGCAGAGCUGACUUGAACCUUACAUAAUAAAGAAUUAAGGUCAGCGAAGGUUAAGAUGCCACUAGAUAAGGUCUAGACAUUGUGUGAUGGGUCAUAUUUUUGUUUUGCUACACACUUCCAAUGUCUGUUUCUUUUAUUUUACACAUACUCCAAAGUCUGGUUUUUUUCAUUUUACAAAUACUCCAAUGUCUGUUUCUUUAAUUUGAUCAUACUUCUAUGUCUGUUUCUUUCAUUUUACACAUACUCCAAUGUCUGUUUCUUUCAUUUUUCACAGACUUCUAUGUCUAUUUCUUUCAUUUUACACAUACUCCAAUGUCUGUUUCUCAUUUUACACAUACUCCAAUGUCUGUUUCUUUCAUUUUACACAUACUCCAAUGUCUGUUUCUUUCAUUUGACAUGUACCGGGCCACCUAGAAGGCACGACCAGCGUCGUGUGUGUGUGUGUGUGUUUUGAGGGGGGGGGGCUGUCUAUGAAUUUGUUACGAAGUAUGAUGUGUGAUAAACGUUUCUAUAUUGUCUUAAAAAUUUGUGACGAAGUUGUAGAACUGGAUACUUUCUUUGGAGGGUUGGUUGUAGAACUGGAUACUUUCUUUGGAGGGUUGGUUGUAGGACUGGAUACUUUCUUUGGAGGGUUGGUUGUAGAACUGGAUACUUUCUUUGGAGGGUUGGUUGUAGGACUGGAUACUUUCUUUGAAGGGUUGGUUGUAGAACUGGAUACUUUCUUUGGAGGGUUGGUUGUAGGACUGGAUACUUUCUUUGAAGGGUUGGUUGUAGAACUGGAUACUUUCUUUAAAGGGUUGGUUGUAGAACUGGAUACUUUCUUUGGAGGGUUGGUUGUAGGACUGGAUACUUUCUUUGAAGGGUUGGUUGUAGAACUGGAUACUUUCUUUAAAGGGUUGGUUGUAGGACUGGAUACUUUCUUUGGAGGGUUGGUUGUAGAACUGGAUACUUUCUUUGGAGGGUUGGUUGUAGGACUGGAUACUUUCUUUGAAGGGUUGGUUGUAGAACUGGAUACUUUCUUUGGAGGGUUGGUUGUAGAACUGGAUACUUUCUUUGGAGGGUUGGUUGUAGAACUGGAUACUUUCUUUGGAGGGUUGGUUGUAGAACUGGAUACUUUCUUUGGAGGGUUGGUUGUAGAACUGGAUACUUUCUUUGGAGGGUUGUUUGUAGAACUGGAUACUUUCUUUGGAGGGUUGGUUGUAGAACUGGAUACUUUCUUUGGAGGGUUGGUUGUAGAACUGGAUACUUUCUUUGGAGGGUUGGUUGUAGAACUGGAUACUUUCUUUGGAGGGUUGUUUGUAGAACUGGAUACUUUCUUUGGAGGGUUGGUUGUAGAACUGGAUACUUUCUUUGGAGGGUUGGUUGUAGAACUGGAUACUUUCUUUGGAGGGUUGGUUGUAGAACUGGAUACUUUCUUUGGAGGGUUGUUUGUAGAACUGGAUACUUUCUUUGGAGGGUUGGUUGUAGAACUGGAUACUUUCUUUGGAGGGUUGGUUGUAGAACUGGAUACUUUCUUUGGAGGGUUGGUUGUAGAACUGGAUACUUUCUUUGGAGGGUUGGUUGUAGAACUGUAUACUUUCUUUGGAGGGUUGGUUGUAGAACUGGAUACUUUCUUUGGAGGGUUGGUUGUAGAACUGGAUACUUUCUUUGAAGGGUUGGUUGUAGAACUGGAUACUUUCUUUGAAGGGUUGGUUGUAGAACUGGAUACUUUCUUUGGAGGGUUGGUUGUAGAACUGGAUACUUUCUUUGGAGGGUUGGUUGUAGAACUGGAUACUUUCUUUGGAGGGUUGGUUGUAGAACUGGAUACUUUCUUUGGAGGGUUGGUUGUAGAACUGGAUACUUUCUUUGGAGGGUUGGUUGUAGAACUGGAUACUUUCUUUGGAGGGUUGGUUGUAGAACUGGAUACUUUCUUUGGAGGGUUGGUUGUAGAACUGGAUACUUUCUUUGGAGGGUUGUUUGUAGAACUGGAUACUUUCUUUGGAGGGUUGGUUGUAGAACUGGAUACUUUCUUUGGAGGGUUGGUUGUAGAACUGGAUACUUUCUUUGGAGGGUUGGUUGUAGAACUGGAUACUUUCUUUGGAGGGUUGUUUGUAGAACUGGAUACUUUCUUUGGAGGGUUGGUUGUAGAACUGGAUACUUUCUUUGGAGGGUUGGUUGUAGAACUGGAUACUUUCUUUGGAGGGUUGGUUGUAGAACUGGAUACUUUCUUUGGAGGGUUGUUUGUAGAACUGGAUACUUUCUUUGGAGGGUUGGUUGUAGAACUGGAUACUUUCUUUGGAGGGUUGGUUGUAGAACUGGAUACUUUCUUUGGAGGGUUGGUUGUAGAACUGGAUACUUUCUUUGGAGGGUUGGUUGUAGGACUGGAUACUUUCUUUGAAGGGUUGGUUGUAGAACUGGAUACUUUCUUUGGAGGGUUGGUUGUAGAACUGGAUACUUUCUUUGAAGGGUUGCGUGAGGAUAAAAAGAAAGUCCAUUUAUGGAUGGUCCCUAUUAACUUGAUUAGAUCUUAAUGACUUGUGACAUCAUCAUUUCUUGAUUCAUAUGACAUAAUCAUACAUUUAAAAACAUUUGACCCAAUCAUAUUUUCAAUUAAUAGUAACAUAAGACAUUAUAUUUUAAAAAAUUAUCAUAUGUGGAUGUCAAAUGGCAUUGUAUUUUAAUAAUAUUAUCAUAUUUGUAUGUUAAUAUGACAUUAUAUUAUAAUAACAUUAUAUUUGUAUGUCAUUUUACAUUAUAUUUUAACAACAUUAUAAUAUUUAUAUGUCAUAUGACAUUAUAUUUUAAUAACAUUAUAAUAUGUGUAUGUCUUAUGACAUUAUAGUUUAAUAAUAUUAUAUUUGUACAUCAUAUGAUAUUAUUAUAUGAGCAUGUCAUAUGACAUCUUAUCUAAAUGUCAGAUGCUGUUAUUGCGCUCGAUGUGUGUAUGCAAAAUAUAACGAAAAUGGUGGGGUGGGUAUAUCACUAGGAACAAAGAUUCUUGAUAGCUGUUUUUCUACACAUAUAUUCUUUGGUAGCUGUCUGACCGACUGAUAUAUUCAUUGGUAGCUGUAUGUCGGACUGAUAGGUUCAUUGGUAGCUGUCUGUCCGACUGAUAGGUUCAUUGGUAGCUGUCUGUCUGAAUGAUAGGUUCAUUGGUAGCUGUCUGUCCGACUGAUAGAUUUAUUGGUAGCUGUCUGUCGGACUGAUAGGUUCAUUGGUAGCUGUCUGUCCGACUGAUAGAUUCAUUGGUUGCUGUCUGUCUGAGUGAUAGGUUCAUUGGUAGCUGUCUGUCCGACUGAUAGAUUCAUUGGUAGUUGUCCGUCCGACUCAUAUAUUCAUUGGUAGCUGUCUUUCCGACUGAUAGAUUCAUUGGUAGCUGUCUGUCCGACUGAUAGAUUCAUUGGUAGCUGUCUGUCCGUAUUAACUAGCGCAUGGAAUUUUUUUUCUGAUGGCCCACAUUAACUAUUUGCAAGUUACAAUAAUUUAAAAAAAAAAUUAAAUACUAGCCAAUGCACCUGGUUUUGCUCGAGUUUGUAUUAGGGGAAAAACAAACUUUUAGAGCGUUAUCAGCUGACAGGAAACUUGAGGGCCAAAACACUCCGUUAAAGAACCAAUUAAAAUUUCAAUUUGUAUCCUAUAAAAGCCAAAUUUAUAAUAUAUCUUAUAAAUAUAUAGGUCUGUAGGUCAGGAGGAAUAGGUCUGUUGGUCAGGAGGAAUAGGUCUGUAGGUCAGGAGGAAUAGGUCUGUAGGUCAGGAGUAAUAGAUCUGUUGGUAGGAGGAAUAGGUCUGUUGGUCAGGAGGAAUAGGUCUGUAGGUCAGGAGGAAUAGGUCUGUAGGUCAGGAGGAAUAGGUCUGUAGGUCAGGAGGAAUAGGUCUGUUGGUCAGAACCAUGUUUAAUCUGUUUGCGAUUCAUUAUAUUCCAAUCUUCUUAUAAAAAGUAACACAUUAAAAAAAGCAUGCAAACAAAAAAACAUACAAACAUACAAACAUGCAAACAUACAAACAUACAAACAUAAACAUGCAAACAUCCAAACAUCCAAACAUACAAACAUACAAACAUACAAACAUACACACAUACAAACAUACAAACAUGCAAACAUACAAACAUACAACCAUAAACUUGCAAACAUACAAACAUACAAACAUUAACAUGCAAACAUAAAAACAUACAAACAUGCAAACAUGCAAACAUACAAACAUAGUCACACUGAGUUUAUUAUAAAUAGUAGAUUAUUAAUAGAUCGUUAUUUUAAUGUUUCCUUCAGACCUUAGGAUGUCACCCACAUUGGCGAACUGCUCAGUGGUCAUUCUUAUGUACCUUUAUUUGGGUAAGUAGGUCUUGACAUGUACAUGUAGGCCUGUGUAUGUGUAUGUACAUGGUGGCCUGUGUACGUGUAUGUAAUGUAGGCAUGUGUACGUGUAUGUAAAUGUAGGCAUGUGUACGUGUAUGUACAUGGUGACCGGUGUAGAUGUAUGUACAUGAAGGCCUGUGUAUGUACAUGUAGGCCUGUGUACGUGUCUGUACACGGUGGCAUGUGUAUGAGUAUGUACAUUGUGGCCGGUACAUGUAUAUGUUCAUUUUGACAUGUGUAUGUUUAUGUACAUUGUAGCCUAUGUAUGUGCAUGUGCACGUUUAUGUGUGUGUGUAUGUUGGCUUGUGUAUGUGUAUGUACAUGUUGGCCUAUGUAUGUACAUGUUGGCCGGUGUAUGUACAUGUUGGCCUGUGUAUGUGUAUGAACAUGCUGGUCUGUGUAUGUACAUGUUGGUCUGUGUAUGUACAUGUUGGCCUAUGUAUGUACAUGUUGGCCUGUGUAUGUGUAUGAACAUGCUGGUCUGUGUAUGUACAUGUUGGUCUGUGUAUGUACAUGUUGGCCUGUGUAUGUACAUGUUGGCCUAUGUAUGUACAUGUUGGCCUGUGUAUGUACAUGUUGGCCUGUGUAUGUACAUGUUGGCCUGUGUAUGUACAUGUUGGCCUGUGUAUGUACAUGUUGGCCUGUGUAUGUACAUGUUGGCUUGUGUAUGUACAUGUUGGUCUGUGUAUGCGUAUGUACAUAUAGGCCUGUGUAUGUGUAUGUAUAUUUAUUGGUUUUCAGUGUAUUCGCUCUCAGUAUAUUAAAAUACGACACGGGUUGUAAUUUCAGCAUUUAAAAUGUUGUUAAAACAACAGAAUUGGGAAUUAAAACAUGUGAAAGUCUCUUUUUCUUCCUGGCAUAUCGGUAGCUUGGCAGUAAUAAUUAUUUAAAUGUAUUAGUAUUGUGCUAGUUGUCAAACAACGUCGAAAUAAUGAAAUGUGAAUCAUGUUUCCCGUUUCGUCUCGUCGUUGCAUGCAGGUAUUUAUGGUACGGCGUCGACCGACGUGACACUUAAAGAAGGAGAGUAUUUUAAUUUCACGUGCACAUCCAACGAUGACAGAUGGUAUGUUACCAAAAAUGGCGUCUCUGAUCUGGUAGCGUGGUGCCGUAAUCAAAGUUGCGUUGCAGGUAAGAAUAAAUUCAUUUACUGUAGCGGUGUUAGUACAGCCCCCCCCCUUUUUUUUUACAGCGCCCACUCCCCUUAGAACAGAUACCAGUUUUAGAAAUCCUAUUUAAAACCGGUUUUAAGAUUUUACAAUCAGGACUCAAAUCCCACUUGAACACCUCAAAAAAGUUAUUUUAUGAAUUAAAUAAUUAAAAAAAAAUAAUUAAAUAUUUGUUUAUUAUUAUUAUUUUGUGUAAAAUCUGGACAAUUCGAAAACCAGUUUUACAUGUUAUUUUAUGGGGGAAAAAAGGGGUGGGGGUUAACUUGAUUUCAACAAACUUUGGUCACGUGAGCUAUGGGAAAUUAUUUUUAGACGCGCCAAAUUUUGUAUGUUUAACAGUUUGUCAUAGUUAACUGUCUGUCACAAUGACACCUAGCGACCGAGGCAGCUAGCUUGCCUCUACAGCACUACAUCACUCUGUGCCUUGGGGAGGGUAAAAGUAGAAGGAGUGGUCCGCCCCUGGUGCCACUUGUUCCUUUAUUUUACAGGGUGGCAUAUUUAUCAACAUGAAUUUUUUUUUGUUGGAAGGGGCGUGACCCGCCUCUGACAACUAAAUCCUGGCUACGCCUCUGAUAUUGCUGGCCCCAUGGUGUCAACAUGUUUGAAUUUUUAAGUUUCCGUAUUUACCCCGAAUUUCCCUGAAAUAAUUAUAAAAAAAAUUAUAAAAAUCGAAUGGGAUCCAGACAGGGUAGUUUUAAGCUCUCAAAAACGUAGUUUUAAGCUCCAAAGACUAGUUUGGUCAAUUAGCGGGGGGGGGGGGAAUGGGGGGGGGGGGGCGCUGGAUUGUAAUAAGAAAUACAAGGGGUGCAGGGAAAUCCAGUCAACCGUUAGAUAAGUUAACACAAAUCAAUAAUGGGGGGGGUGGGGCGCUGGAUUGUAAUAAGAAAUACAAGGUGUGCAGGGAAAUCCAGUCAACCGUUAGAUAAGUUAACACAAAUCAAUAUACAGGAUACAGUUCUGGGAUACGGUUCUUAAUGAAGAGAAAAGGUCUCAGGCAAACACACUGGCAAUUAAGUGUUAACAACGUAAUUCUCUAAGAGACAAUAUUCUGGUUGGUUUAUUGAGAUCGAGACCGCAAAGGCCAAUCAUUGCUAUUCUUAUUCGAUUGCUUACGGUGUUAACACAAAAAUGCGGUAACUUUUUACUGAAAAUGAUCUCGAAAUUAUACUAAAGUAAUAUAUACAUACAUAUUAAGGUAAACAGAUGCAUACAUUUUUUACUAUGUGUAUUUAGUACAUUACAGAUACGGAGUCCAAAUGGGUUCCCUUGACAACACAGGUACUUUCCUUUCCAUGGCUGUUUACCGUAACAUGACAAAUGUUUCUUGCUCCAACAAAAACUGGAAUCUGAAAAUUACAGGUAUUGUUGCUUAUUACAUUUAUUAAUGUAGUCUGAUUAUAAGAGGUAAGAUUGUCUGAUGUAAGAUUGUCGUAAGAACGAUUAUCUCAUGCAAGUUUGACUGAUGUAAGAGGUAACAUUGUCUGAUGUAAGAUUUUUGUGUUGUAAAAUGUUCUGAUGUAAGAUUGUCUGAUGUAAGAUUUAGUUUUGUAAGAUUAUCUGAUGUAAGAUUGUCUGAUGUAAAUUUGUCUGAUGUAAGAUCAUCUGAUGUUAUAUUGUCUGAUGUAAAAUUGUCUGAUGUAAGAUUGUCUGAUGUAAAAUUGUCUGAUGUAAAAUUGUCUGAUGUAAGAUUGUCUGAUGUAAGAUUGUCUGAUGUAAAAUUGUCUGAUGUAAAAUUGUCUGAUGUAAGAUUGUCUGAUGUAAGAUUGUCUGAUGUAAAAUUGUCUGAUGUAAGAUUGUCUGAUGUAAAAUUGUCUGAUGUAAAAUUGUCUGAUGUAAGAUUGUCUGAUGUAAGAUUGUCCGAUGUAAGAUUGAGUCCUGCAGAGGCCUCCAGGCAGUCAAAAUUUUAGAACUCUGAUAUUAUAUCCAUCAUAUCCAUCAUAUUGUCCUUGAGUUAACCUUUCGUUUGAUACAGUGACUCGAUUCCCGUUUCAUUCACUGGCUAAGUUAUCUGGAAAACUUUUUCUCGUUCUCUUAAUUUUCAAACUUUCAAGGAAAGGAAAAUUUGUCAAAACUUAUCAUCUCUACACUUGAACAAUUAAUAUACACAAAUAGAUUUACUCGUCAUCUCUACACUUGAACAAUUAAUAUACACAAAUAGAUUUACUCGUCAUCUCUACACUUGAACAAUUAAUAUACACAAAUAGCUUUACUCGUCAUCUCUACACUUGAAAAAUUAAUAUACACAAAUAUAUUUACUCGUCAUCUCUACACUUGAACAAUUAAUAUACACAAAUAGAUUUACUCGCCAUCUCUACACUUGAACAAUUAAUAUACACAAAUAGAUUUACUCGUCAUCUCUACACUUGAACAAUUAAUAUACACAAAUAGAUUUACUCGUCAUCUCUACACUUGAACAAUUAAUAUACACAAAUAUAUUUACUCGUCAUCUCUACACCUGAACAAUUAAUAUACACAAAUAGAUUUACUCGCAAUCUCUACACCUGAACAAUUAAUAUACACAAAUAGAUUUACUCAUCAUCUCUACACUUGAACAAUUAAUAUACACACAUAGAUUUACUCAUCAUCUCUACACUUGAACAAUUAAUAUACACAAAUAGAUUUACUCAUCAUCUCUACACUUGAACAAUUAAUAUACACAAAUAGCUUUACUCGUCAUCUCUACACUUGAACAAUUAAUAUACACAAAUAGAUUUACUCGUCAUCUCUACACUUGAACAAUUAAUAUACACAAAUAGAUUUACUCGUCAUCUCUACACUUGAACAAUUAAUACACACAAAUAUAUUUACUCGUCAUCUCUACACCUGAACAAUUAAUAUACACAAAUAGAUUUACUCGCCAUCUCUACACUUGAACAAUUUAUAUACACAAAUAGAUUUACUCAUCAUCUCUACACUUGAACAAUUAAUAUACACACAUAGAUUUACUCGCCAUCUCAACAUUUGAACAAUGUUUCAUGAGUUUGUCUGAUUGGGACUCUGAUAGUGUUUCAUGAGUUUGAUUGUGCCACUGACAGUGUUUCAUAAGUUUGUCUGUGACACUGGCAGUAAUUCAUGAGUUUGAUUGUGACACUUGCAGUGUUUCAUAAGUUUGUCUGUGACACUGACAGUGUUUCAUAAGUUUGAUUGUGACACUGGCAAUGUUUCAUAAGUUUGAUUGUGACACUGACAGUGUUUAAUGAGUUUGAUUGUGACACUGGCAAUGUUUCAUGAGUUUGAUUGGGACACUGACAGUGUUUCAUGAGUUUGAUUGUGACACUGGCAGUGUUUCAUGAGUUUGAUUGUGACACUGGCAGUGUUUCAUGAGUUUGAUUGUGACACUGACAGUGUUUCAUGAGUUUGAUUGUGACACUGACAGUGUUUUAUGAGUUUGAUUGUGACACUGACAGUGUUUCAUGAGUUUGAUUGUGAAACUGACAGUGUUUCAUGAAAUUCUUCCCUUCGUGAUGCUUGAAAUGUAUUAUUUCUUAAUUCCACUUACAUAUUUAGAGAGAAAAUCAAAGGGGAGAACUUCCGUUUACAACCUCCGUAUUGUCUGAGAUUAGCCAAAUAACCUCCAUAUUAAUGUUAGCAUUAAAUAGGGUCUCUAUUCCGCCAAAAUAUACCAGCAAUUCAUUUUUAAUAUUUCUCCAUAACCCAGUAUAAAUUUGAUAUUCUGGAACUAGCAGCGCGCUGUUUUCAUGACCUAGCAGUGCCCUGUUUUGAUGACCUAGCAGUGCCCUGUUUUGAUGACCUAGCAGAACCCUGUUUUGAUGACCUAGCAGUGCCCUGUUUUGAUGACCUAGCAGCGCCCUGUUUUGAUGACCUAGCAGCGCCCUGUUUUGAUGACCUAGCAGUGCCCUGUUUUGAUGACCUAGCAGCGCCCUGUUUUGAUGACCUAGCAGUGCCCUGUUUUGAUGACCUAGCAGCGCCCUGUUUUGAUGACGUAGCUAAACUUCCGUCUCAGGUUCAGCUGCAGUCUGGAUAUAAACUUUAUCCCAAUCCCCAGAAAGCUCUUCCUGUGGAAAGUCGACAGGACUAGUAAAAGCCUAAAGUUCUACCGAAUUAAGGCAAAUGUUUUAAUCUUCAGGCCUAGUAAAAGCCUAAAGUUCUACCGAAUUAAGGCAAAUGUUUUCAUCUUCAGGCCUAGUAAAAGCCUAACCAAUCUACCGAAUUAAGGCAAAUGUUUUCAUCUUCAGGCCUAGUAAAAGCCUAACCAAUCUACCGAAUUAAGGCAAAUGUUUUCAUCUUCAGGCCUAGUAAAAGCCUAACCAUUCUACCGAAUUAAGGCAAAUGUUUUCAUCUUCAGGCCUAGUAAAAGCCUAACCAUUCUACCGAAUUAAGGCAAAUGUUUUCAUCUUCAGGCCUAGUAAAAGCCUAACCAUUCUACCGAAUUAAGGCAAAUGUUUUCAUCUUCAGGCCUAGUAAAAGCCUAACCAUUCUACCGAAUUAAGGCAAAUGUUUUCAUCUUCAGGCCUAGUAAAAGCCUAACCAUUCUACCGAAUUAAGGCAAAUGUUUUCAUCCUCAGGCCUAGUAAAAGCCUAACCAUUCUACCGAAUUAAGGCAAAUGUUUUCAUCCUCAGGCCUGGAUUAUACAAAUUAAACCCUUUUUAUUUUGUUAAAAAAAAAACACUAGAAACAUUUUUUGGGAACUAUAAUUGUAUACCCAAUUAAAACAUACUUUUUAAAAACUUAACAACACUUUUGAGAAGGGAAAAAGUUAUGAAAAUUAAAUCUGACUACUGCAUGUGAAUUAGACUGACGUCCAAGUACAAUUCAUUUUCAAAAUUAUUAUUUUUUUUCGUGCGACCCUUAAGAGGUUCGUUGACCCUAGUCACGUGUCUCUUUUUCUGUUUGGUUAAUCCGACCCUGGCUGAAAGCUUUUAUCGGGAUAAUUUGAUAGGUACGAUACCUUGUGGCCUCAUAGUUUUGGUCACAGAAAGCAUGCGACCUUAUUUUAAAUAUAAUGAACUUUAAAAAAUUACCAAAUACUUAAUUUUGAAACUUCUCUUCUCUUGCUAUGUGAUAAGACCUUAUAGACGUCUACGUGAGUUCAUUGACCGCUAACCCAGCACUCAUAUUAACUCCAUCCCUGACUGUGGACGUUGGAAGUAUCGUCACGUUCCGUUGCAUUGGGCACGGUCCCCCGGGCACCAGUUUCAUCAUCAACGUGAACAACUCCAUGGUCAGCAUGCUGUCGUCCAAUCAAGUCUUCAUUGGCGUCUGGAGUACGGUGGACUACUCGAUGAGGGCUGAACAAUGUGACGUCACAUUCGCCGUCUAUUGCCAAGCCGGAUAUGACGUCACCACCAGGAAGACGAUUCGAGUUUCAAGUUUGAAGUGUCCACACAAAGGUAAAUGAUUCUUUGAUUUCUCUUGUUUUUAAUAGAACACUAAUUUGGUGUUGUAGCUGCUCUAGUAAUAAUGUCUUCAAUUGUUAACUGCAAUCCCAUUAUUGUCGUUGGCUAUCUAACAUGAAACAGUCACAAAAAGCUUUUAAAAAAAAUCCAUAACAUAACCCUGGCCCAUAAAGAGGCGUUUCCAAUUAGUAAUUGUUCACUCACCACUUUCGAAUGUGAGCAAAACCAACAAACAACAAAACCAACAAACAACAAAACCAACAAACAACAAAACAAACACCUGAGAAUCUUACGUCAUUAAUUUAUCAAAGUGCAAAUUUUUAAUAAGCUCUUAAGUCAGUCUAUCGUGGACGACAGCAAGGGAUAUGUUGGUGGUGUCGGUGGAUGACAGCAAGGGAUAUGUUGGUGGUGUCGGUGGAUGACAGCAAGGGAUAUGUUGGUGGUGUCGGUGGACGACGGAAAGGGUAAUGUUGGUGGUGUCGGUGGACGACGGCAAUGGAUAUGUUGGUGGUGUCGGUGGACGACGGCAAGGGAUAUGUUGGUGGUGUCGGUGGACGACGGCAAGGGAUAUGUUGGUGGUGUCGGUGGACGACGGCAAGGGAUAUGUUGGUGGUGUCGUAUGUGUGAUUGUAGAUAUAACUUCAAGACAGGCUGAUCAGUGUGUGAGACAUUUGGUCAUAGAAGUUGAUCAGUAUGUUAGACUUAGUCAAUGUGGCACAUCAGUUUGUUAGAUAUAAUUUGGUCAAUGUGGCACAUCAGUUUGUUAGAUAUUUGGACAAUGUGGCACAUCAGUUUGUUAGAUAUUUGGACAAUGUGGCACAUCAGUUUGUUAGACUUUUGGUCAAUGAGCCACACAGGUAGACAUUUGGUCAAUGAGGCACACAGGUAGACAUUUGGUCAAUGAGGCACACAGGUAGUCAUUUGGUCAAUGUGGCACAUCAGUUUGUUAGACUUUUGGUCAAUGAGGCAUAUCAGUUUGUUAGACUUGGUCAAUGAGGCACAUCAAUUUGUUAGAAUUUGGUCAAUGAGGCACAUCAGUUUGUCAAUAUUUUGGUCAAUGUGGCACAUCAGUAUGUUAGACAUUUGGUCAAUGAGGCACAUCAGUACGUUAGACAUUUGGUCAAUGAGGCACAUCAGUACGUUAGACAUUUGGUCAAUAAGGCAGAUCAGUAUGUUAGACAUUUGGUCAAUAAGGCAGAUCAGUAUGUUAGACAUUUGGUCAAGAAAGCCGAUCAGUGUGUUAGACAUUUGGUCAAUGUGGCACAUCAGUAUGUUAGACAUUUGGUCAAUAAGGCACAUCAGUACGUUAGACAUUUGGUCAAGAAGGCAGAUCAGUAUGUUAGACACUUGGUCAAGAAAGCCGAUCAGUGUGUUAGACAUUUGGUCAAUGUGGCACAUCAGUAUGUUAGACAUUUGGUCAAUAAGGCACAUCAGUACGUUAGACAUUUGGUCAAGAAGGCAGAUCAGUAUGUUAGACACUUGGUCAAGAAAGCCGAUCAGUGUGUUAGACAUUUGGUCAAUGUGGCACAUCAGUAUGUUAGACAUUUGGUCAAUAAGGCACAUCAGUACGUUAGACAUUAGGUCAAGAAGGCACAUCAGUGUGUUAGACACUUGGUGAAGGAAACAUGUUUUAAGCCAACAGAUAGGUAAUUGUCUUUUUCACCUUCUCUCAUUGAUAAUGAGGCACAUGUCACACACACAGGUCACACACACAGGUCACACACACAGGUCACAUACACAGGUCACACAAACAGGUCACACACACAGGUCACACACACAGGUCACACACACAGGUCACACACACAGGUCACACACACACAGGUCACACACACAGGUCACACACACAGGUCACACACACAGGUCACACACACAGGUCACACAAACUCCUACAGACACUGUUGAUUUAAAGCACAGAGUGUUUCUGAAGAGAUAACUAAGCGUAAAUGGGUGCGCAAAUGGGUGCGCAAAUGGGUGCGCAAAAUGAGUGAAAAAAAUCCUGCACGCCUUUCCUUAUCCCAACAUUAACACUUAAGCAACUAAACUUAUCUAAACUUAUUGAACUAAUCUUAUCUUAGUUUAUUUUUAUCUUAUGUUAGCUUAUCUUAUCUUAACGUAUUCUAAUUAUAUUACUUAUAUUAAACUAUUUUAUCAAUUCUUUACUUAAUUUAUCUUUUAAAAAAUCCGCUCUUAUCUUUUCUAAAAAAAAUAUUAACAUUUAUUAUCUUAUCUUAUAUUUUCGGAGGUAUUACAUCGAUGUCUACUAUUCCCACUGAUACACCUGUAAGGGACCCAGCCAAGCUCGCCCCAUCCACGGCCAUGUCUACUAUCACCACCGCUACAGCCGAUCCUGUACGAGACCCAGCCAAGCUCGUCACAUUCACUUUCACGGCCAAUAUGGAGACCGAAAAACUCCAGGUCUUCCCCGGAAGUGACGUCACAUUUUAUUGUUCAGGAAAUGGUAUUAUGGGCAAUCAACUGACCCUGUACAACACCACAUUACAAAAUGUCAUUUUCUCCCACAAUGAACCAUACUUAGCGUACACAAUUAGAAACUGGAAGUGUGGGACAUCCUCCGUCAUUGGCUGCCAGGCAGGCAGUGACGUCACAGUAGCUCGGGAAAUUAUCGUCGAAGCCUCGAAAUGUAAGUUAAUGUUUGAGAUUGUUUUCCUUCAUUUCAAUUUCUAUUUUUUUUCCCCGGCAUCCGUCCGUUACAAUAUGACGAUGGCGUAGACUGCGCAUGGCGAAAUCACAAGGCCUAAGAUUUUAAUUUAGGAUGAUAAGCUGAUUCCCUAGACAGCAAACCACCUCUUGCCAUGCCGCUGAAUAACCCUAGGGAACAUCAUUUGUGGAUGAUAAAGCUUUGGCACCUGUGACGUCGCAGGAGUUGCCGGAUUAUUCAUUAUGUCAAUGUUGUCCUUCUAUGGGACAUCAUCUCCGGGCUUGAUUUCAGAGUUUCCUUGUCUUAGAUGAGUUGCCGUCCAAGGUUAACGAAUCUCAUCCACCCGGGGUGCUGGUCUUAGAUGAGUUGCCGUCCAAGGUUAACGAAUCUCAUCCACCCGGGGUGCUGGUCUUAGAUGAGUUGCCGUCCAAGGUUAACGAAUCUCUCCACCUGGGGUGCUGGGGUUGUUUUUGCUUGUCUAGACUUUGGUGGGGAUUGAACUCCAGACCACUGACUUUUUGAAUUGAUUUAGUUUAAACCGCUCGGCCAUUGAGCAUAAAAGGGCAUCAGCGAAUGAGGUUCGUAUAGAGUGAUUGCGAAGGCAAGUCUUAAUAAAAAUUGCACAGAAGUUACACUAAGACUCAAAAGUAGGUCAAACCAUCCUGGGACCAAUGCUUUUAAUUCAAUUAGUAGGGAUGGCUUGUAGAAGAUAAUGAAGAAUAUCUAGCUAUUUCAGUAGAUGUAUUGCUGUAGUAGUUAGCUCCAUGGUGGCUAGGUAGGUAUGGCUUGUUUCAGUAGAAUUAUCGCUGUAGAAGUCAACUGCACGAUGGCUAGGUAGGUAUGACUUGUUUCAGUAGAUGUAUAUCGCUGUAGUAGUUAACUGCACGAUGGCUAGAAUUCUGGAUUCAGAUGAUGAAUUUAAAGUCAUAAAUAAAGGUGUAAAACAAGGCCACGGAUUUUAUCCAACACUGUUCAACAUUGUAUUCUCAGCCACAUAACAAUAUAUAGUGUUAAAAUAUCCACAUAACAAUAUAUAAUGUUAAAAUAUCCGCAUAAUAAUAUAUAGUUAAAACUUUUACAUACAAGAAUAUAAUUAAACUGUUUCUUUUCAAUAGAAAAUUGAAUGUUUUCUUUUACAAUGCUAGGCCAACGCACUGUCUACGAUGAAUCGAAACUUAUUUGGCCAAUGAGCUCAACUGGGAUAAUUUUAGCGAUAGGUAUCACAGUUGCUUACCUCUCUUAUAGAGUAAGGCUUGUGAAAAAGCGAGCUGCCACAAACGCCCUCAGACACCGCCCUGAAAACACCCCUUCGCCCGAAGCAGCGCCCUACGUGGCACACACCAGUGCCUCCAUGGAGCAUCCAUAUCACGCAGCUUUGUCCGAUCAUGGGUCACUUCCCCCGAGAUAUUCGCAAGUCGUCCGGGACGCUGGAAAGUAUAAAAUGCCAUCAGCAGGUAUGGAUGUGUUCUAUUUUGAAGUUGCAGUUUAUAUUUUGGAAACCUUUGUUAUAUGUUUGUAUAUAGAGACCCUGUGUGUUUAUUACGUGAUAGGCCACCCUCGUCUACUUGUAUUACAUGCAGUCAACAAUGUUUCUAAAAAUGUUGCUAGAGAUUCAAAUAAAAGUAAUUCAGCCACUAAAACAAAUAUAGUUGAGAAUCUGGAUACUGUUGAAAAAGAAAUGUAAUGAAACAUAUAAAUAAAAAAAAAAAGAGAGUUUUACUACGGAUCAGAAGAAAACUGCAUUAGAUUUCAAGACUUUAUAGAAAGUGUGUUUUAGUAAAAUAUCAAGAUUUUAGAUAGAAUUGGAUGAACAGAAAUGGUGGUUGAACAAAAAAGAUUACAUUCUAAUAACUUAAAAUGUGUUUUAUAUGAAAUUUUAGGCUAGAGAGUCGAAAUAUGACGCAUCCAGUAAUUUAGAUGGAAAAAAAUUUGUUUAAAUGGAUAUUUGAGCGUUUUUUAAUGAUACUUUUUAAAAAAGGAGAUUUCAAUGUAUCUUAGUUUUAUAGGAGAUUUAAAUCUAUAUUAAUUUUAUUGGAUUCCUGAUAACUUUUUAAAAACCGCAAUAUAUGUUUUUUUCAAUUUUGAUGAAUAAAAGAUUGCGAUAUCAAAAUAAUGAUAAAGUGAUUGGAAUCAAGACAUUUCUUACUCUGCAAUCCAACAUUAACUUAUGUAACCACUUUUCAAAAUGAGGAAAAUAGGAGGACACAUUUCUACACAUGACUGCAUUGUCAUUGAACUAAAUUGUUGGCUUGAUAAGACUGCAUUGUCAUUGAACUAAAUUGUUAGCUUGAUAUGACUGUAUUGUUGUUGAACUAAAUUGAUGACUUGCUCCCAAGGAAUUAUAACUUUGUAUUACAUUUAAAUCAUCUUUGAAACUACGCUUUUUCCCCCCUUAUUCCGGCUGCGCAAAUUUCCGCAUAUUCAUACACCAUUAGGAAUGCACAAAGUAAUAAAAUGAGCGUUGUCUAUGUUAUUCAUAUUUGUGUUUCAUUUACAGCAUCAGUUUUCGACGAGCCGCCCUUGUACAAUUCAUUGUUUGAGGAACAAGCGCCACCAAAAUAUAGUCUCUGAACAGACACAACUUUGCACAGACCAAGAGCGACGUCUUUCAAUCCAGGUCCGACUCAUGACGUCAUACAUGUGUGUUUUUCCUCCCCUAUUUAUAUCACCAAAACAAUUAUAUUUUUAUAAUCAGUUAACUAUUAGAUAUGACCCAGCAUAAUGAAGUCUUAACAGACUAUAUACGAUAUGACUGAAGUCUCAACAGGCCAUAACAUAUGACUGAAGUCUUAACAGUUACAAACUAAAUUGUUAGAUGUAGCACAUAUUUGGGAAUUAGUAAAUAAAACUUUCCUAUUUUCUUAAAAUACAGAAUUUCUUUUAUAAAAAAAAAGAAUUUCUUGAAAUAUUUUCACAUUUUACCGGUCUUGUGUUUUUAAAAGAAAUAUUCUUGAUUAAUCUCUGUCUACUUUUGACUGUAUUUCUUACACCUAAUUAUAUGUUCUGUCACAUUACUCUUGCUGUCCUCUAGUUUACUCAUGAUCUAUCACAUUUAUCUUGCUGUCCUAUCACUUACUUAUGUUCUUUCAAAUUCCUCUUACCUUUCUCUCAAUUAAUCAUGUUCUGUCACAUUCCUAUUGCUGUCCUCUAACUUACUUGUGUUCUUUCACAUUGCUCUUGCUGUUCUCUCGCUUAAUUAUGUUCUUUCACACUCCUCUUGCUGCCCUCUCACUAACUCAUGAUCUAUCACAUUUCUCUUACUGUCCUCUCACUUAUCAUGUUCUGUCACAUUCCUCUUGCUGUCCUUUCACUUAUGUUCUGUCACAUUCCUUUUGCUGUCCUCUCACUUAUGUUCUGUCACAUUCCUCUUGCCGUCCUCUCAAUUAAUUGUGUUCUUUCACGUUCCUCUUGCUGUUCUCCCACUUAAUUGUGUUCUUUCAAAUUCCUCUUGCUGUCCUCUCACCUACAUAUGUUCUGUCUCAUUCCUCUUGCUGGCCUCUUACUUAUCAUGUUCUGUUACAUUCCUCUUGCUGUCCUCUCAUUUAUGUUCUGUCCCAUUUCUCCUCUAUCCUCUUACUUAUGUUCUGUCCCAUUCCUCUAGCUGUCCUCUCAGUUAUGUUCUUUCCCAUUCCCCUUGCUGUCCUCUCACUUAUGUUCUGUCCCAUUUAUCUUGCUGUCUUCUCACUUAUGUUCUGUCCCAUUUAUCUUGCUGUCUUCUCACUUAUGUUCUGUCAUAUUUCUCUUGCUGUCCUCUCAGAUACUACUUUUCAGCUAAGGGUUAUUUGUAUUCGCUAUUUUGUUUGUUUGUUCUCUUUUCGCCUGUGAAGGCUUUUUGCCGACACGUUCGUUGUUUUGUUGCGUUUUUAUUUUCAGGUUUGUCAAUACUUUGUUUUAUUAAUUUCCAUUUCUCUCCUUUGGCCUUAUUUGCUCACAUCUUGCCUCAUAUUUCUGCUGAUGAUGUCAUUCCUUAACGUUUAACUGUUUGGAUACUCUCAGGGGCAAAGUAAUAUUUGUAAAAUUUGUGUGUGUGUUUGAAUUAUAAUUCUAUAUUUAUAUUUAUCAAUUUCUACAUGAAUUUUUUAUUGGUUGUUGGUCUUGUGAGGAAUUUCUAUGUAUAAAAUAUCAUAUGUGUUGUUUAUAUUUUAAGAUAUGAAUAUUUUUGUGCAUAAUCUUAUUAUUGCGAUAUAUUAUAAAUAAGCAUUUCACACUCAGGGGCUUAAAAUUUUAUUUGUGUGUCUCAAUCCUAUUUUAUUAGACAUGUGUGUGAACUAAUAAUGAAGACAACAGAAGUCACGUGAUUUGAGCUGGAGAAAUGAGUCACUGCACAAUUGUAACACACUUCAACUAUUGAAGCAUUCUAUAAUAUUGAAUUGAAAACAUGUGAUGAAUCAAAAAAGUUUUCAUAAUUGUCGUUUUUAAAAUAUUUAUUUUAAUGUAAAUUUUGUGGCGUAUUUAUUUGAGUCGAU